Molecule: messenger RNA, 4779 nt
Organism: Amaranthus tricolor (Joseph's coat)
Lineage: Eukaryota; Viridiplantae; Streptophyta; Magnoliopsida; Caryophyllales; Amaranthaceae
Product: ABC transporter C family member 3-like
Exons: 9
Coding region: 128-4606 (1492 amino acids)
Biological process (GO): transmembrane transport
Cellular component (GO): plant-type vacuole; vacuolar membrane
Molecular function (GO): ATP hydrolysis activity; ABC-type transporter activity; ATP binding
Source: RefSeq, a predicted model, not a curated record
AAGCACCCACCUUUUCUUCCCAACAUUCAAUACUAUAUUCGACCUUCUACAACCAUACAAAACCCCGUACCACAUUCAGCUUUCUCUACUUCUCUAUCCUUUUCAUUUCUCCAUAAAACAAUUCAUAAUGGAACUGGGUUUUUCAGAAAUCACUCUAUCUUUCCUCAAAAAUUUAAUCUUUUUGAGGGAAUCCUCUGUUUUUUUACAUUUAAUUUUAAAUUUAGGCCUAAUUUAUUCAUGGGUAAGCAAAUUUUUCUUAAGAAUAGACAAUAAAGACUCUAAAGAUCAAACCUUUUGGCAUUAUAAACCAUUUCUCUUUUGUUCUCUAGGUGUUUCUUCAUAUAAUCUUGUAUUUUUAUGCUUAAAUUGCUUUUACUGGUAUAGACAUGGUUGGACAGAUGAAAAAAUUGCUACCCUUUUGGAUUUAGCAUUGAGAGUGCUUGGUUGGUUGCUAUUUUCUAUCUAUUUGCAUACAAGAAACCAUCAUUAUGGGUUAAAACUUCCUCUUUUGUUAAGAAUAUGGUUGGGUUUUUACCUUGCUUUCUCUUGUUUUAGUCUUGCUAUGGACAUUGUUUCAUUACGGGGAAGCAAAAAUUUUCCAAUUCAAGUUUUGAUAUCUGAUAUUGUGUAUGUCAUAUCAGGAAUUAUUCUUUGUUGUGUUGGGAUUUUUGGGAAAUUUACUAUGGAAGAUGUUCAUCUUCAAGAACCCUUUUUGAGUGGUAAUAGUAAUGGUAGAAUUAACUUAAGUAAAAAUGAAGGGAGUGAAACAAUUAGUCCUUAUUUGAGUGCUGGUUUGCUUAGUAACUUAACUUUUACUUGGGUAGGCUCUUUAAUUUCCAAAGGGUAUAAGAAAACUUUGGAUCUUGAGGAUGUUCCUUCACUAUCAGGUAAAGAUGAUGUUAGUGAAUCCUAUAUGAUUUUUAGGGAUUGUAUAGAUUCUUUUAGGGAUUGUAGUGAUAAGAAAGUGACAACUAUGCAAUUAGUGAAAUCUUUGAUUCUUACAACUAGGGUUGAUAUCCUAUUGACUGCUAUCCUUUGUUUAACUUAUACAUUAGCAUCCUAUGUGGGUCCCUUUCUCAUUGAUUCCUUUGUUCAAUACCUUAAUGGGAAAAGGGUAUUCAAAAACCAAGGCUAUUUACUAGUUUCGACCUUUUUCAUUGCUAAGUUAGUGGAAUGUUUAUCUCAAAGGCAUUGGUUCUUUAGGCUUCAAGUAGUUGGGAUUAGGGCAAAAUCUGUGCUUAUAGAGAGCAUAUAUAACAAGGCAUUAACACUCUCGUGUCGAUCGAAACAAGGUCAUACAAGUGGGGAGAUGAUCAACUUCAUGUCAGUUGAUGCAGAGAGAGUAUGUGAUUUUAGUUGGUAUAUGCAUGAUCUAUGGAUGGUUGUAUUGCAAAUUGUAUUGGCUUUGAUUAUCUUGUAUAGAAGUCUUGGCCUCGCAUCGAUUGCUACUUUUGUUGCAACCGUGAUUAUAAUGUUGGCCAAUUAUCCUUUAUCAACUUUUCUUGAGAACUAUCAAGAUAAGUUGAUGGAAUCAAAGGAUAAGAGGAUGAAGGCUACAUCUGAGAUAUUGAAAAACAUGAGAAUUCUAAAGCUUCAAGCUUGGGAGAUGAAAUUCUUGUCCAAGAUUGUGGGGUUAAGAGAAACUGAAAAUGGUUGGUUAAAGAAGUUUCUUUACACUAAUGCCAUUACAACUUUUGUUUUUUGGGGUGCCCCAACAUUUGUGUCUGUUAUUACUUUUGGGACUUGUAUGAUUUUAGGUAUCCCUUUAGAAUCAGGAAAGAUUUUAGCUGCACUAGCAACAUUUAGGAUUCUUCAAGAACCCAUUUACAAUCUGCCUGAUACCAUAUCUAUGAUCAUUCAAACAAAAGUUUCCCUUGAUAGAAUUGCAUCUUUUCUUUGCCUUGAUGACUUAGAACUUGACAAUGUAGAGAGAUUACCUAGGGAGGCUUCUGGGGUUGCAAUUGAGAUAAACAAAGGGAAUUUUAGUUGGGACCCAUCAGCCUUGUGCCCUACAUUGAAGGACAUCAACCUUAGAGUUAAACAUGGUAUGAGGGUGGCAGUUUGUGGGACAGUUGGUUCUGGCAAGUCGACCUUACUGUCUUGCAUUUUGGGUGAGGUUCCGAAGCUCUCUGGAGUGUUAAGACUCGGUGGAUCGAAGGCUUAUGUUCCGCAAUCGCCUUGGAUUCAGAGUGGUAAGAUAGUUGAUAAUAUCUUGUUUGGUGGGGAAAUGGAUAGUAAAAGGUAUGACAGGGUACUCGAGGCGUGUUCCUUGAAGAAGGAUCUCGAAAUCUUGGCAUUCGGAGAUCAGACGAUUAUUGGUGAGAGAGGCAUAAAUUUGAGUGGUGGUCAGAAGCAAAGGAUACAAAUCGCGCGUGCUUUGUACCAAGAUGCUGAUAUUUAUCUGUUUGAUGAUCCUUUUAGUGCUGUUGAUGCUCACACAGGAAGUCAUCUUUUCAAGGAAUGUCUGCUCGGCGUUUUAGAAUCCAAGACUGUUGUAUAUGUCACACACCAAGUUGAAUUCUUACCAGCUGCUGAUUUAAUCUUGCUCAUGAAAAAUGGGAGGAUAUUGCAAGCAGGAAAAUACAAUGAUAUUCUUGCAUCAGGAACAGAUUUCAUGGAACUUGUUGGAGCGCACGAAGAAGCAUUAUCGGCACUUGAGACAAUCGACCCUAGAGAGAAAGCGACGACUAUUGACGACUGUGAUAAAAAAUCCCUAGAAAUAGAAACGGGUAUUGGUAACGUAGGAAAAGAAGAGGAUACAACGGGGCCUAAGGGACAACUCGUUCAAGAAGAAGAACGAGAGAAAGGUAGAGUUGGACUCUCGGUGUAUUGGAAAUACAUCACAACAGCAUAUGGGGGAGCUUUGGUACCCUUCAUAUUGCUAGCUCAAAUAAUUUUCCAGACUCUUCAAAUACUAAGCAACUAUUGGAUGGCUUGGGCAACUCCUGUCUCCGCUGAUGCUAAACCUUUAGUCGAUGGAAAAACAUUGAUUCUUGUCUAUGUUGGUUUGGCCGUUGGAAGUUCCUUUUGUAUCCUUGCAAGGGCGACUCUUCUUAUGACUGCUGCAUACAAGACGGCUACUUCACUUUUUAGUAAGAUGCACUCUUGCAUUUUCCGCGCUCCAAUGUUAUUUUUUGACGCUACUCCAAGUGGGAGGAUCUUAAAUCGGGCAUCUACAGAUCAGAGUGCUGUGGAUAUGAUCAUUCCGAGUCAAGUUGGUGCAUUUGUGUUUUCAUUGAUACAACUUCUGGGUAUUAUAGUAGUUAUGUCACAAGUUGCGUGGCAGGUUUUCGUGAUUUUCAUCCCCGUUACUGCAAUUUCUCUGUGGUAUCAGCAAUUUUACAUACCCUCAGCACGAGAACUUUGUCGAUUGGUUGGGACGACCAAAGCUCCAGUAAUACAACAUUUUUCCGAGACCAUAUCAGGAGCGACAACUAUAAGGAGCUUUGAUCAAGAAUCUAGAUUUUGUGAAACAAGCGUAAAGCUAGUAAACGAAUAUUCAAGACCAAAGUUCUACAAUGCUGCUGCAAUGGAAUGGCUGUGCAUUCGCUUGGACUUGCUAUCUUCAAUUACAUUUGCCACCUCAUUAAUGUUUUUGAUAUCCAUUCCCGUUGGAUUGAUCGAUCCUGGAAUUGCUGGCUUAUCUGUUACAUAUGGUCUUAAUCUGAAUAUGCUACAAGGUUGGCUCAUAUGGAAUUUAUGUAAUAUGGAGAAUAAAAUCAUCUCCGUUGAGAGAAUCUUUCAGUAUACAUCUAUUCCGAGUGAACCUCCAUUAGUUAUCAAAGAAAGUGAACCAGAACCGUCUUGGCCAUCUCAAGGAGAAGUCCACAUUCAAAAUCUUCAGAUUCGAUAUGCUCCUCAUAUGCCUCUUGUGUUGCGAGGUAUUACGUGCACUUUCCAAGGAGGGAAGAAAACCGGCAUAGUAGGGAGGACCGGAAGUGGUAAAUCCACCCUAAUACAGGCACUUUUUCGCAUUAUUGAACCUGCUGCAGGGCAGAUAAUGUUAGAUGGUAUCAACAUUUCUUCCAUUGGACUGCAUGAUUUACGGUCUAGAUUAAGUAUAAUCCCGCAAGAUCCCACCAUGUUUGAAGGAACUGUCCGAAGCAACUUAGAUCCUCUUGAAGAAUACUCUGAUGAACAAAUUUGGGAGGCCCUCGAUAAAUGCCAACUCGGAGAUGAAGUUAGAAAGAAAAACGGGAAGCUUGAUUCAAUAGUUACGGAAAAUGGAGAAAAUUGGAGCAUGGGACAACGACAACUCGUUUGUCUAGGUCGAGUGCUUCUCAAGAAAAGCAAAGUAUUGGUUCUUGAUGAAGCAACUGCAUCAGUCGACACUGCAACAGAUAAUCUAAUUCAACAAACGCUAAAAGAAUACUUCUCAGAUUCAACCGUGAUUAUCAUUGCACAUCGGAUAACCUCUGUUAUCGAUAGUGAUAUGGUGUUACUCUUAAGCCACGGACUUGUUGAGGAAUGUGAUUCUCCUGUAAGGUUGCUCGAGAACAAGUCCUCGUCGUUUGCUAAACUUGUCGCAGAGUAUACAACACGGUCUAUAUCAAAUGUGGAGCCAACAACUAGAAAUCACAACAAAACUCGUACGAUAAUUUAUUAACCUUUAAUGUGAAAAAAAGGUAAUGGCGAAAAAUACGAGUACAAAAUAAGAUUUCUGAAAUUCAGUUAAGUGAUGUUAUCAAUUUUGUAAUAACAAGAGAAAAAACUAUGAUUAUGUAAAUGUUAGCAAAAAAUAAGUUGAAUAAAACGUUCAUUUCUAAGCUUUUUCCUUAA